GACCGCACGCGCGGCAAGCCCUGCAUCAUACGUGUGUCCGAGCACUUCGGCAUCCGAACUAUACAGCGUACAACGUGAGGACGGGGUAUCAGCGGACAGAGAGAGAGAGAGAGAGAACAAAGUGUCGUUUCCCUCGCCGGAAUAUUCCGAUUCUUCAGGUGAGAGAAAGUCUUGGCUUUUAGGGGGGAGGAAACCGACUUUAUUCAGCUGUGAUGCACCUUGUUCGUGAAAAUCUGUUCAUUGGGAAUAUUUCAGAUGCAGCAGAAGUCCUCCAAAAUGGCAGCGCCGAGGUUACUCAUCUUCUGUCAGUGCUGAGCUCUGCCUCCAUAUCGUUUUUCUCUGAGUGGCGUAGCAGUUUAACGAUACCCAGUAAAGAAAUCAAGAAGGUCUAUGUUGGAGGUUCGGGUGGCGCUGUGGAUUCUGAAGAUGUCAGGGUUGAUGGGUCCAAGAGUUGUUUGUCGCCUGAGAAGCUCUUGUAUUCCCUGGAGCAUGCAGGGAAGGAUUUGAAGUUCGUGAGAAUGGCGGUGCCGGUUAGGGAUACGGAGAGUGAGGUCUUGUUGGACUAUUUAGAUCCAUGCUUGGAAUUCAUUGAAAAGAGUCGGAAAGAGGGGUCGGUCUUGGUACAUUGCUUCGCUGGAGUGUCUAGAAGUGCAGCUAUUAUCACAGCAUAUCUGAUGAGAUCAGAGCAACUAUCUGCAGAAGACGCACUUGAAUCCCUGCGGCAAAGUUGCGAGUUUGUUUGCCCAAAUGAUGGUUUUAUAGAGCAGUUACAAAUGUUUGAGGAAAUGGGCUUCAAAGUCAAUCGAGACAGCCCCAUCUACAAGAAGUUUCGACUGAGAGUUCUGGGCGAUUCUUACAACCGUGGGGAGAAAAUAGACAGUUCCAAGUUUGCGGCAGAUCCUGGCUUGCCAACAGAAGCUCCAUCUGAAGUCAAAGCAUCUCAAAAUGGACCAGUUGAUCGCAAGAUUGCCUACCGUUGCAAGAAGUGCAGAAGGAUUGUGGCUUCUCAAGAGAAUGUUGUGGAUCAUGUUCCAGGAGAGGGCGAAUCAUCCUUUGGGUGGAACAAGAGAAGAGGCGGCAACCCUUUUAACAAAUCUGAUGAUUUCGAGUGUUCUUCUAUAUUUAUCGAGCCUUUGCGAUGGAUGACAGCUGUUGAAGAAGGGGCACUGGAGGGCAAGUUAUCUUGUGCCCAUUGCGAUGGUCGCCUUGGUUACUUCAAUUGGUCAGGUAUCCAGUGCAGUUGUGGGAGUUGGAUCACUCCUGCUUUUCAGCUCCAUAGAAGCCGAGUUGAUAUCAGCACUGUGUGAUGCUAAGAGGUCAAGAGAGGGAGGCUAUCUUGCUCGUACUUCCUGUGUCAAAUAUACUGCCAAUAAUAAAUCUAGACCUCAAUUAGGCAGCUCAAAGUAUAGUACACAAUGUCAAUACCGCUUCAUGGAUUUUGCUAUUCUGAUAAGAUGGGCAUUUACGAAUCAUGACUGGAGAUAAAGCUCGAGUUCAUCUACAGGCGAUGGCCUGGUUUUUCCGAGUCUUUGCGGAAUUGUAACGAGAGUAGGAUGAGCAUGGGGAUUCCCUUUCAGGCUUUUUGGCCUUUGGAGAGUUGAUGGUCAUUACUUGUCUAUUUGUGAUUCUUUUUAACGACUUGAGCCGUCGAGCAUUCCGGAGAAAACGAUUGCUGAGAGUCUUUGCUGUGUAGUUAAUCUCAACUGGUGCUUGAGAAACGAACUUUUCAUAAUUCAUAUAUCGUGGCUGGCUUAAGCCGCUUAAGGAAAGAGUGGCUGUAAUGAAAGACUGGCAUUCCAUAUUA
Molecule: messenger RNA, 1804 nt
Organism: Syzygium oleosum
Lineage: Eukaryota; Viridiplantae; Streptophyta; Magnoliopsida; Myrtales; Myrtaceae
Exons: 7
Coding region: 213-1307 (364 amino acids)
Biological process (GO): protein dephosphorylation
Molecular function (GO): protein tyrosine/serine/threonine phosphatase activity
Source: RefSeq, a predicted model, not a curated record